AUGAGGUUAUUCGCAGCAUUAGGUCAGGCUCUUAUGGCUAUGAUCAUAGCUUCGCCUCUUGAACCCCGACAAGGAAUCGAUACUUCGCUUGUCGAUUCAGCGCCAACGCCAACCUCGGUCUCCGUGCCAGUUGGACCUAGCGCCGAUACCACUACCUAUAAUCUAACUGAAGCUACCGAAUCCGCUACGGCAAGCCCCUUACCUGUGGGAACUGAACCGAUCUCUCGUCGGAGCGUCGCUGCCCGACAGACGGCCUGUCAACCUAACCCUACUGGGGCCGGUCCGGUACCAUCUCCUGAUAAUGACAGUAAUUUCCUUAGGUUCGCCGCUUUCGCAACAAUCGCCAGUCAAGCUCCUACCCCUUCAGGAUACAACAGGACCUUCGUAAACUUACAUGCUAGGAGCCAAGCCUACGGAUAUCUCGGCUUUGAUACACUUAAUUCUUACGACACCCAAGGUUGCGCAACCCAGUGCGAUACAAUCUUUGACGGCUGUCAAGGGUUUAACAUCUUCUUUGAAAGAGACCCAUCUCUUAUACCAGCGCCCGGCUGUGCGAACCCGCCUUCAACGACUAAUAUCAAAUGCAUUUUCUGGGGCGGUGACGUCGCAACGGACACUGCGAGCUACGUUGGAGAGAACCAGCAAGGUUUUCACAUAGUUAUAUCAGGAUCUAAUGGGUAUAUGCGGAAUGCUGUUCCUACAGUGCCGGGUUAUGAUGGAGAGGCCACAGGAAACAACACGAUUGACGCACCGGAUGGCGACACGACCGGAGAUCCUACUGUUACUACAACCGUCACCACAACGGUAGACGGAACGACUACAACUAUAACAACGACUACUCCUACAUCGACAGCAAACCCUGGCAAUGGGAGAGGGACUUAUAUCGGCUCCAGAAUUUUUACGAUUACUUUCUUCGAUCCUGCUCUCUGUGCCGCCGCUUGUGAUGCGCAGAAUAGGAACAAUUUAGCUCAUCCUCCCGCGAGGGGUGAGCCGCAGAUAUGCCGAUUCUUCACAACUUAUCUCAUUAAUCGGAAUGGACGGCCGGCUGGGCAAUAUUGCGCUCUGUAUACAAGAUACUACCCUAGAACAUUCGCUACUAAUAAUGGCACGACUGACGGAGACGAAACUCUCUCAGUUCGCCACGCUUUCUCGUACAGAAACACUAGACUCUAG
Molecule: messenger RNA, 1173 nt
Organism: Hypoxylon trugodes
Lineage: Eukaryota; Fungi; Ascomycota; Sordariomycetes; Xylariales; Hypoxylaceae
Exons: 3
Coding region: 1-1173 (390 amino acids)
Source: RefSeq, a predicted model, not a curated record